CUGGCCCUGGCCUCGACCGCUUCCGCAGCCAUCAAGGGUUUCAACUACGGCAGCACUUUCACAACCGGCGCAGCCAAGACGCAGUCGGACUUUGAGACGGAGUUCACGACCGCACAGAACCUGGCCGGCACGUCUGGCUUCACCUCGGCCCGUCUCUACACCAUGGUGCAAGGUGGAACUACCAACUCUCCCAUCGAGGCCAUUCCCGCUGCCAUCAAGACUAAGACUUCCCUCCUGCUUGGUCUCUGGUCAUCCGGCGACACAUUCGACAACGAGAUCGCGGCGCUUAAGUCGGCCAUUGAGACGUACGGAGACGACUUUGCAUCCCUGGUGGACGGCAUUUCGGUGGGCAGCGAGGAUCUCUACCGCAAUUCCCCCACAGGCAUCGCGGCGGGGUCGUAUGUGGGCGCCGACCCCGACACCAUUGUCGACUACAUCAACCAAGUUAAGGAGGUCAUUGCGGGCACUUCCUUGAGCGGAGCAGCCAUUGGCCACGUCGACACUUGGACUGCGUGGGUCAACGGAUCCAACGCGGGUGUGGUUGAGGCCUGUGACUGGAUCGGCUUCGACGGCUACCCGUAUUUCGAGGACACGGUCGCCAACGACAUCAGCCAGGGCGCCAUCCGCUUCGACGAGGGCGUGGCCAAGACCCAGGCUGCGGUCGGUGACAAGCCCAUCUGGAUCACCGAGACUGGCUGGCCCGUUAGCGGCGACCAGGUUGGUGAUGGUGUCGCUUCGCUCGAGAACGCCAAGACGUUCUGGGACGAGGUCGGAUGCGCAAAGCUCUUUGACCAGGUCAACACCUGGUGGUACGUGCUUCAAGACGCUGCCCCCCAGACGCCCAGCCCCAGCUUUGGUAUCGUGACCGAUCUGAGCACUACGCCCCUGUACGACUUGUCCUGCGACAACGUCACUGUUGCUUCUUCUUCCUCUGCCGCCUCGGGCAAGGGUUCCUCCACCAAGACGGUCAGCAGCAGCACCAAGGCCACUGGGAGCGCUGUCGCCACUGCUACUGGUGCUGCCUACAGUACCGGUUCCGGUUCCAGCUCCAACAGCACCGGCUCCGGCUCCGGUUCUGGCUCUUCCGGUUCUUCGGCUGGCUCGUCCUCCAACUCGACCUACACCACCUCCUCGCCCAGCUCUACCACCGACUCUUCCUCGGGCGCCACCUCGAGCUCCAGCUCCACCGCCGUCCCUGUCAACUCCGCCUCAGGCCUGCAAUCCGCUUCCUUCGGAGCGUUG
This is a messenger RNA of Pseudomassariella vexata, 1242 nucleotides long. Its product is annotated as glycoside hydrolase superfamily. Gene Ontology annotation, molecular function: 1,3-beta-glucanosyltransferase activity; glucan endo-1,3-beta-D-glucosidase activity. Gene Ontology annotation, cellular component: fungal-type cell wall; extracellular region; cell surface. The annotation marks the transcript as partial. Gene Ontology annotation, biological process: cell wall organization; carbohydrate metabolic process. NCBI's taxonomy places the organism in Eukaryota, Fungi, Ascomycota, Sordariomycetes, Amphisphaeriales, Pseudomassariaceae. The transcript has 2 exons. The record is from RefSeq and is a predicted model, not a curated record.